AUGAAGGAACUGCUUUACUAUACAUUCAUUGAAACUGAAGUGACUGGUGCAUUUUUGGUGUUUAGGGAAAAGACUCAAAACCUUGUUUUUGCCUCGUUAGGUAAUGAUAAGCUUUUUUUAUUGGGAAAGGUGGAAGGCUUCUUGAAGAAACAUGAGAAACAGGAUACAAUGUACGAUUUACAGGAACUAAAAGAGGCAGAAACAUAUAAGAAAUCAAUCGAAAAUUAUACAAUAUGUUUAGAAAACAAAAUGCCAUUACCAUCGGGCGCUAUUCCCUUUGAGUUCCUGUUUGGAACAGAUUUUCAACGUAAAGUUUGGAAUGAGCUUUUAAACGUGGAACACGGCCACGUCGUAACAUAUGGUGAUAUUGCAAAGAGAAUAGGGAAGCCAACUGCCGCAAGAUCUGUCGGAAGAGCUUGCGGCUCAAAUAACCUGGCAUUGUUAGUACCUUGCCAUAGAAUCGUUGGUAGCAAUAGAAAAUUAACCGGAUAUAAAUGGAGCUGUAAACUGAAAGAACAGUUAUUAAAUAAUGAAAAGGAAAAUAGCUUAAGCCUUAGUAGAUUGUAG
Saccharomyces cerevisiae S288C is the source of this 567-nucleotide messenger RNA. RefSeq names its product methylated-DNA--protein-cysteine methyltransferase (gene MGT1). Gene Ontology annotation, molecular function: methylated-DNA-[protein]-cysteine S-methyltransferase activity; catalytic activity. The transcript has a single exon. Gene Ontology annotation, cellular component: nucleus. The record is from RefSeq and is marked reviewed. NCBI's taxonomy places the organism in Eukaryota, Fungi, Ascomycota, Saccharomycetes, Saccharomycetales, Saccharomycetaceae. Gene Ontology annotation, biological process: DNA repair. Bases 1 to 567 code for a protein of 188 amino acids.